AGACACGGCAGGCAGUCACUGGGCACAGCAGCAGUGCCAGAAGAGCUGUGCAACCGAAGCCUUGGAUUUGUGCAAACGAUCAAAACUGGGGCACAUCUCAGCUGUUGGAGGACUCAGAGAUUGACAGCAUUUCUUGGAGGCUGCUUGAGUUGCUGCUGCCAUGCGGUGUCUACUGAAGGCCCUGAGCGUUGUGUCCCUGCAUGCUUCCCUGAGAAGAUCUCGCCAGCUUUGCAGCCAGAGCUCCUCAGCUCGAACCUCAUUUAGUUACGAACUCAUAAAACAGCAGUACAGACCAGAGGUGCCAGAGUACUUCAACUUUGCGAGCGAUGUGCUAGACAGAUGGGCCAAAGUAGAAAAGGAGGGAAAAAAGACUAAAAACCCCGCACUGUGGUGGGUAGAUGGUGAUGGAGAAGAGGUGAAGUGGAGCUUUGAAGAGCUGGGAGUGCUGUCCAGGAAAGCAGCCAAUGUACUCUCUGGUGCCUGCAGUCUGCAGUGCGGGGACAGAGUUCUUCUGCUUCUGCCACGGAUCCCAGAGUGGUGGCUGCUGAAUGUGGCUUGCAUGAGAACAGGAACCGUCCCGAUUCCUGGCACACAGCAGCUGACAGCAAAGGACAUUCUCUAUCGCCUACAGAAAUCCAAGGCAAAGGGCGUCAUCACCAAUGACUCUGUGGCAUCAACUGUAGAGUCAGUAGAGGCUGACUGCCAGUCUCUGAAGUUCAAGUUGCUGGUGUCAGAGGGCCACCGAGAGGGGUGGCUGAGCUUCAAGGAUCUCCUGAAAACUGCUCCAUCUGAUCACCGGUGCGUAACCACAAAGUCUCAACACCCCGUGGCCAUCUAUUUUACUAGUGGGACAACGGGAGCUCCAAAAAUGACAGAACAUUCCCACUGCAGCUAUGGCAUUGGCCUCACAGUGAGUGGAAGGUACUGGCUGAACCUGACCUCUUCAGAUAUAUAUUGGAAUACCUCAGACACGGGCUGGGCCAAGGCAGCAUGGAGCAUUUUUUCAGCAUGGAGUCAAGGGGCAUGUGUAUUUGUACAUAAGAUGCCACAGUUCAGCCCUCCUGCUGUCUUUGAGAGCCUGUCAAGAUAUCCCAUAACUGUCUUCUGCUCAGCCCCAACUGCUUACCGAAUGCUCGUGCAGCACCAGCUGCCCAGCUGCACAUUCAACAGCCUGCGGCACUGUGUGAGCGCCGGGGAGCCAAUCAACCCCGAGGUGAUGGCCAAGUGGAAAGCAUGGACAGGGCUGGAUAUCCAUGAAUGCUAUGGACAAACAGAAACUGUGCUUGUCUGUGGAAAUUUUAAAGGAAUGGAAAUUAAACCUGGCUCUAUGGGAAAGCCAUCGCCAGGGUAUGAUGUCAAGAUUAUAGAUGAAAACGGUAAUAUUCUGCCUCCUGGAAAAGAAGGAGAGAUUGCCAUCAAAGUAAAACCUACAAGACCACUUUUCCUCUUUACUUGCUAUACUGAUGAUCCAGAGAAAACAAAGGCAACAGUCCGUGGGGAUUUCUAUGUUACUGGAGACAGGGGGCUCAUGGAUGAAGAUGGAUACUUCUGGUUUGUUGGAAGAGCUGAUGAUGUCAUUAAUUCUGCUGGAUACCGCAUUGGACCAUUUGAAGUAGAAAGUGCUCUAAUAGAGCAUCCUGCAGUGCUGGAAUCAGCUGUUGUCAGCAGUCCAGACCCCAUCAGGGGAGAGGUAGUGAAAGCCUUUGUUGUUUUAACGCCCAACUACGUCUCACAUGAUCCAGAAAAAAUGAUGAAAGAUCUACAAGAUCACGUUAAGAAAGCUACUGCUCCAUACAAGUAUCCUCGGAAAAUGGAGUUUGUUCGAGAGCUGCCAAAAACCAUUAGUGGGAAGAUCCGAAGAAAUGAAUUACGCCAGAAGGAGUGGAGGAGAUAUUAGAAUACUUUGGGUGUUGCUUUAACAUAGUGGUGGCUUUUUGCUUUGUUUGUUUAAAUAAAAAAAAGAUAAUGAUGAUUUACACAGUAAUGUGAAGGCACACAAUGUCUCUCUUAGUUGACAUUUUCACUAACUCUCACCUGACCCCCAGCACUCGGCUGCCCCGGUGCCACAUGGAGGGAACAAAAGCAGGCAGGCUGAUACGAAUGACACAAAAGUUGUCUAAUCAAGAGUGCAAUGGAUGAUGUGUUAAAUAAACUUAAUGAACCAUCA
Molecule: messenger RNA, 2167 nt
Organism: Gallus gallus (chicken)
Lineage: Eukaryota; Metazoa; Chordata; Aves; Galliformes; Phasianidae
Gene: ACSM3
Product: acyl-CoA synthetase medium-chain family member 3
Exons: 14
Coding region: 161-1897 (578 amino acids)
Biological process (GO): acyl-CoA metabolic process; fatty acid biosynthetic process
Cellular component (GO): mitochondrial matrix
Molecular function (GO): fatty-acyl-CoA synthase activity; fatty acid ligase activity
Source: RefSeq, a predicted model, not a curated record